AGAUGGAGCGGGCACUGCUGCAGGGCGAGCGGGAGUCGGAAAUGGUCCGGUUGCAGCAGGAGCAGGAGGUUGUGCAGCAACUGCAGGAGAAGCUCUCCAACCUGGACUCCAGCAUCCGCAAGGAGUGGGACAAGGAAAGGGCAAAGCUUGAUGCUGAAAGGAAGGAGCUAGCGAAACUCCAAGCGCUUUACAAUGAGUCGAAGAGCCAACUUGAUAACUGCCCUGAGUCAAUGCGGGAGCAGUUGCAGGACCAGAUGAGAAGGCUGGGGCCGCGCUGAAUGCUUCGCACCCGGGGCGGAGGAGGCUGGCGCCUGGCACCACCGUAUCGGUAAGC
Struthio camelus australis is the source of this 334-nucleotide messenger RNA. NCBI's taxonomy places the organism in Eukaryota, Metazoa, Chordata, Aves, Struthioniformes, Struthionidae. The record is from RefSeq and is a predicted model, not a curated record.